AUUAAUAAAACAAGAUUAUUUGUAUAAAAGAGACAUUUUUUAGUUGACUUUGAGCAAUAAUUUAUAUGAAAAAUAGCAAUAAGUAAUAAAGUUAAUUAUGUCUGUAUCUAAUAUUUAUACUUUUUCGGUUAUGUUGUUUGUAACUCAAGAUUGUAAAUAUAUUACAACACAACUGAAGUAAUUAUUCACUCUGUGUGUGAAUAUAUAAUCAUAGUUACUGUUAUAUUUAUCGAAAUAUUAUAUUGCAAAUAACUAUUGAAAAAGUUUGACGUUUGAUAUUGUAAUACAUCUACAGGCAGCGUAAACAUUGAAUAUUAUCCUCUUUGAAUCCAAGAUUAAGUAUUUAUCUUGUCAGUCUGCAAAAUCUAAUUCACCAUUUGGGAAGGAAACGGACAUGGAAUCUCCAUUCAAUAAUUAUUCUCUUCCGUUAAAUCAUCGUAAACCUUGGGAUGAUUUGACAGAAGACUAUCAAAGAAAAAUACGAAAGGUGCACUAUGAUAAUAUACUAUUGAAUUCUAAUCAUAAUCAGUUUCAAAUAACUGCAGUGAAUUCAAACGUUCUAAGUAAUUCUGGUCUAAUACAACCUAAUGAACCAGCUGUAAAACCGGCAGUAGAUGAGAGUUCAAGUAUUCCUUGCAAUUUUACUGAUUGCAAUGAAAAUCAACAGAGUUUUAAUAAUAUUAAUAACAAUAACAAUAAUAAUAAUAAUAAUAAUUUUGCUGAUGGUAAUCAUACUAAUGACAACGAUAACAAUGAUAAUAAUGACAACAGUAAUACUAAUAAUAAUCAUAGCGACAAAAAUCUAGUCAAUGAAACAGCUUCUGAAAACGUACAAAUAAUUGAUCGUACGUUUUCGUUUGACGAGCAGGCUUUUGAAAAUAAUUUAGCUAAAUGUUUAGUCAACAAUAGCAUAAACCAUACACAAACAAAAGCAUUUUUAGAUGUCUUACGCACUCAUCCUUCUUUAACGUUUUUGCUAAAAGAUUCUAGAUCACUUAUGAAAACAUCCCGUAAAAAAAUCUUAACGAAAAUAGUACCACCAGGAGAAUAUCUUCAUAUCGGUCUGGAAUUCAAGCUCCAUUCUAUAUUAUCUCACGUGUCUAUUGAAUCUAUUCCUACUGAGCUAGUUAUAGACUUUAGCACUGAUGGAGCAGAAUUAAAUAAAAAAAUUCAAAUUUGGCCUAUUCAAAUUCGCAUAACCAACUUACCUUUCUAUGAUGAUCCUGAACAUGUUGGUAUUUAUCAAGGACAUAGUAAACCCCGCAGUUUUGAAGAAUUCUUUGAUGAUUUUAUCACUGAAGCUGAAAAUAUUAUUAAAAAAGGCGGUAUUAAGUUCAAUAACAUGAUAAUACCAAUCCGAUUUCGUUGUUUCAUUGGCGAUGCUCCUGCUCGCGCUGCAGUUUUAAAUCACGUUUCCCACGUUGCUAAGACUCCUUGCUCUAAAUGUACGGUUGAAGGAAUUACGUCUAAAAGAUCAAGUCGUUUUCCGGGUAUUAAUUAUCAAUGUAGAAGCGAUGAAAAGUACCGAAAUUUAACAGAUGUUGACCAUCAUAUCAAUGUAUCGUCGAUUAGUAAGUUACCAAUUAAUUUGGUUGAGCAAGUACCUUUUGAAUACAUGCACUUAGUAUGCUUGGGGGUUACCAAAAAAUUAGUGGAAACAGUAGUUUUUGGAAAGUGCAAACCAAAUAAGUUGCAGCAAUUUGAAUUUGAUUUUCUUGCCAAUCGUUUAUUAACACUGCAAAAUUAUUGUCCCCGUGAAUUUGCCAGAAUUCCACGAGAAUUAGAUAAGAUUCAUACAUUUAAAGCCACGGAAUUUCGGCAGUUGUUAUUGUACACUUUUAUAAUAGCAUCUUCUGGCAUAAUUCAAACUGAUCACUAUAAUAAUUUUUAUUGCUACAUACAUCAAUGCGUAUCUUAUUAAAUAACUCUUCAUCGGUUGAAGAUCUCAAUUUUGCGGAUAAAGCUUUAAAGAAAUUUGUAAUAGAUUCAGAAAAUCUUUACGGAUUAGAAUUUAUAACAUAUAAUGUUCACGGCCUCUUACAUCUUGUAGACGAUUACAGACUUCAUGGGUCAUUGCACGGUAUAUCUGCUUUUACAUACGAAAAUAGCAUUAGACAAAGCUGCUUACUCGUUAAAAAACCUAAUCAGUUACUGCAACAAAUUUACAAACGGAGUACAGAGCAAAAUCACUUUCAAAAAGAUAAUAAAAAAAAAUAAACUUAAUAAAUCAUUUAAAGCUUAUGGAAUUCAUAAUAACGGUCCCAUAUGUGAUCCAUUGAAUAAAAACUCUGUGCAAUAUGAAAAUUUGAAAACACCCACAUUUUUUUACUCUAUUUACACAACUGACAAUACUAUAAUUGACAAGAACAAUCGAAUUGGAAUAAUUUCAAAUAUAAUUAAGCAUAACAAUGAAUAUUUUAUCGCUGUGCGAUUUUUAAAAUCUGUAGAACCGUUAUAUCAAGUGUUAGAUCGGUUGUCACCAAAUUUUGGGGUUUACAAAUGUUCUUUAUUGGAAAAAACUAUUUCGGUGAUACUAAUUAAAGAAAUUAAAACGAAAUGUUAUCGAAUGCCUGUAUGGGUAAAAAAAAAUUUGAAUCCGCAUGUUAAUGAUGAGCAAUUGAACAAUGCGUUUUGUGUUAUUGAAAUGUUAGAAUAAAAUGUAUGAAAUUAUAAUAUUGUUUGACAUGUAAAAUUUUAUGAGAAAAUAAGUUUUUAUGUAUUAAAUUUUUCUAUGUAACUGUAAAAAUGUAAAAUUAUAUAAUAGAAGAAACAUUUACUGACAUGAAGAAUAUGUACUUCCCUACUUACCUAAUAUAUAUUUACCUAAUUUUAUUAACACUACCAAAAUUUUAUGAACUAAUAAAAAAUUGUUAUCGCUAUCCUAAGUAAGCCUAUCAUGAUUAUAGUCAUGACUAUAUACAGCCACUAGACGUCUAAGUCUACUAACAACUUGAAAUUGUAAUAUUGGUCGUCAGGAAAAAUUUUCAGUCAUUAAUUGUAGAAAAUUUAGUCCUCUACAAAAAAGGUCCUUUAUGAAUUUUUCACAGAAUCAAUAGAAGAGCCGUAAAUUCAAAAUUAAGAU
Cotesia glomerata is the source of this 3082-nucleotide messenger RNA. RefSeq names its product protein PFF0380w-like. The coding region runs from base 395 to 1921 and encodes 508 amino acids. The record is from RefSeq and is a predicted model, not a curated record. The transcript is spliced from 2 exons. Lineage: Eukaryota; Metazoa; Arthropoda; Insecta; Hymenoptera; Braconidae.